CUACCAUUCCCAUUCCCACUCCCACAUAUUCGUUCAAGAUCUGACCCUUCGAUUCCAUGUAUACAUACAUAUAUUCUCGUAAUAUGCCUACUUAACUACUGUGUGCGCGCGUGUGACAGAGAAAAGAGGGUAUUGCCUCUCUUCCCUCGCAACCCUUUAAAAUCCCAUUGUUUUUUCUUUAUUGAUUUAUCAUAAAAAAAAGAGCUGCGACCCACAUCCCUUCUUCUUAUUUCUUCGAUUUCAGGACAGGGGUUUCUUUAGGGUUAGCUUGAGCAAAUGGCAAACUCCCUCCAGCGAGAAACUGACUCUCGUAGCCAUCGAGCUUGCCUGCAUAAGAUAUCAUCUUGUUGUAAGAAGGUCACUCGGCAUGCCCACCAUGAGAAGCGGCAAAUGAGAGCAUCAGAAAAGAAAGAGUGGGAAGAUGCCAUAUGCUCGGUCUGCAUGGACUUUCCCCACAAUGCCGUCCUCUUGCUUUGUUCCUCAUAUGACAAAGGCUGUCGUCCUUACAUGUGUGCAACUAGCCAUCGGUUUUCUAACUGUCUUGAACAGUACAGGAAGGCCUACACUAAGGUUACUUCUAACCCGAGCACGGAAUCAUGGCGAGGGUCAGUGGACAAUAUGGAUUUCUCAGAAGAAUCAGGUUGGCCUGGUGGCAAGAGUGAAACGCCUGAGCUUCUGUGCCCACUUUGUCGUGGGCAGGUCAAAGGCUGGACUGUGGUAGAACCUGCUCGUCGGUACCUUAACACAAAGAAAAGAACCUGCAUGCAGGAUAAUUGUUCGUUCAUUGGAACCUACAAAGAGAUGAAAAAACAUGUAAAGUUGGAGCACCCUCUUGCACGCCCUCGAGAUGUUGAUCCUUCACAUGCAGAGAAAUGGAAAAAGCUUGAGAAUGAGAGAGAUCUUAGUGAUGUGUUUAGCACCAUCCGAUCUACUAUGCCGGGGGCAAUUGUCAUUGGUGACUAUGUAAUAGAGAGGAAUGAUCCUGGCAUUUCUAGAGAUUAUGACGAGGAUGACUUUUUGGAGAAUGCGAUCUUCAGGUUUCCGGCUUAUGGUGGGAGCUGGAAUGGCCCCCGUUUCUCUGCCGAUAGUUUCGAAGGGGAUUAUGACUCUUUCAACGAGGAAUAUUUACGCAGGCUGCGUGCUCGAGCUGCAGUUGCAUCUAGAAGCAUAAGACGUAAUGUUUCCCGAAUUGCACGCCCUCAUGCAAGAUUUUUGUUUGCAAGACAGGCGGGGCGGUUUAGAGGAGGCAGAUAACGGAGUUGGUGAUUUGGGUAGAUCCACCCCCCCAAAAAGAUCUGCUUGAUGAGCUGCAAACUUUUACUACAUUUUAAGUGAACUGUUAAGUAUUUCAGCGAUUUGAUACUGUUUUGUGUACAGCCACGCUUAGGGGGGCAUGAUUUUCCAAGACUCUUUGAAUUAUGAUUCUGUAGGUCUAGGAAUGAUUAGUAAAAAAUUGUCCAUCCAUGAUUAUAUGGAUGUUCUAGGAAUGAUUAGCACAGAACUGUUAAUCCAUGAUUAUAUGGAUUGGGUCAUUAUUUGCACUUUAAGUUUGCAUCCUUGGAGGAUUUCUGUA
Molecule: messenger RNA, 1573 nt
Organism: Sesamum indicum (sesame)
Lineage: Eukaryota; Viridiplantae; Streptophyta; Magnoliopsida; Lamiales; Pedaliaceae
Source: RefSeq, a predicted model, not a curated record